UGCUUCUUUUUUUUUUCUGUCUUGCGUACAUGUAGUUUCACACUAGUUAAUUGCGUUUCAUACUCCGGUUUAACAAAAAGGAUCAAUUUAAAAUAAUUACUAGUUGUGUUCUCUAGAUCGGAUUCUUAAAAAGAAAAGGAAAAGAGAGAGGAAAUAUGCAACAUCAUUCAGAGAUGCCGGCGUCGAUGAAGCAGCCUCUUUGUCCUAAGCCACGUCGUGUGUGUCCUUCUCUUCCUCACUUCCUCAACCCUAUCUCAUGUUCCCUACGCUCUUCCAACUGCCAACAAGGUUCGGAGGCAAGAAGCGGUGUUCUCAGCAUAAUCGACAAGCCGAUGGAAGGUGGAACAACAGAGACAAUGUGGUACGCAGGGUCUCCACCUAAAAGAACCGGGAAUCCGCUUGUACAUGACCUUCAUUUCAUUCAGUACUCCCUUGACCUUCUCCCAGAUUUCUCAAGCACCAAGGCUUGAUUUUCACAUCUAAUUAUUAGACGAUAUAUGCAUACAUUUCCGCACAAAAAAAACUCCUUGCGUCCACUUAAAACUACCAUCUGGGCGUAAAGAACACCGACAUCAUUAUCAACUAAAAGUUUUUUACACAGAUAUAUAUGCAUCUACUACUCAACAAGUUUGAAGUUUAUUCUUUGUAGAAAUGUAUUUGGAUAUUCUUGAUGAUCACAAAGGUUCCACACUGAGGUCAGCACAAGACUGCUUAAUAAAUCAGCACCCGCACACAAUGAAAGCAGACAACAUAUAUAUAUAGAAAGGUUAACUAGAGAUCUGUAUUAGGACUUGGAUGUUUGUUAUGAUAUAGAAUUUUUUCUCCCUUUUUAGCUUAUUAUGUCUUGUUUUGUA
Brassica oleracea var. oleracea is the source of this 854-nucleotide messenger RNA. RefSeq lists its product as uncharacterized. The record is from RefSeq and is a predicted model, not a curated record. The transcript has 3 exons. Bases 156 to 470 code for a protein of 104 amino acids. Lineage: Eukaryota; Viridiplantae; Streptophyta; Magnoliopsida; Brassicales; Brassicaceae.